UGGCUUUAUCAGCGAACCCAGGCUGCCGCAACCCCAGAGAUACCGAAGUGGGCCACUCGCCGCACGGAAUCGCAGCUUCCUCUUGCGUCAACCGUGCGACCUCCCAAAACUGGCAGCGAACCCAUGCUUAGCGCUGCAAAAUCCUCACCUCCUCGCUCGGAGGGAACACGGUCGAGCUCCAUCGCGGAUGGGAUCUUGAUCGGAACUAAAAGGCCAAAUGGCCCCCUCCUCCCAAGGCACCGCCGGGCUUUCUGAAGCUGAAGAUCAGACCGCCCUCCCCACCCCCCAAUCGCCCGCCAUGACCGCUGCCGACGACAUCAACGAAGCCGACCUCGAGGCGGCCUUUUCAACCACGGCAUCCACCCACGCCAUCCUCAAGCCUCCGGCCAAAACCAGCACCACCGCCAUCCCCACCAUCCACCCCAACCCCAAUUCCUCACCCAACCCCGAAAAUGGCCCCGAAGAAGAAAACACCGACCUCCCCACCUCGCUCGAGUCCCGCGCGCUGCACCGCGGCCUGGCCCAGCGCCACCUCUCCAUGCUGGGCAUCGCCGGCUCCAUCGGCACGGGGCUGUUCCUGGGGCUGGGCGGCGCGGUGCAGGACGGGGGGCCGCUGGGCGCGCUGCUCGGCUACGCCGUCAUCAGCCUGGUCGUCUGCGCCGUGCAGUUCGCCCUCGGCGAGGUCGCCGCGCUCAUGCCCGUCACCGGCUCCUUCGUGCGCCACGCCGAGACCCUCGUCGACCCGGCUUGGGGCUUCGCCGUCGGCUGGAAUUUGGUGUACGGGAACUUGCUGAGCAUCCCGAGCGAGGCGACCGCCGUCGUGGUGCUCGUGAGGUUCUGGUGGGAGGAUGUGCAGGCCGCCUGGGUGCUCGUGGUGUUUAUAGUCUUGACGGUCGGGGUGGGCAUGGCGUUUGUGCGGGUGUUUGGGGAGGUCGAGUUCGUGUUUGCGGCGGUCAAGAUUGCCUUGGUGGUGUUUUUGAUCCUGCUGGGCCUGGUGAUCAACCUUGGCGGGGUGCCCGGCACGGAGAGGAUCGGGUUUCGGUACUGGCGGGACCCGGGACCGUUUGUCGAGUACAUCGCAACGGGGAGGUGGGGGGAGUUUCUGGGCUUCUGGGCGGUCAUGACGGGGGCCGUGUUCUCGUUCGCGGGCGUCGAAUCGCUGGCCAUGGCGGCGGCGGAGACGCAGAACCCGCGCGAGGCGAUCCCCCGAGCCUGCAAGCGCGUCUUUGCGCGCGUCGUCAUCUUCUAUUUGCUGGCCGUGCUGGUGGUCGGCAUGCUCGUCCCGAGCAACGACCCGCGGCUGGACGGGUCCGGCAGCUCGGUGGCGCAGAGUCCGUUCGUCAUUGCCGCUUCGCAGGCGGGGAUAUCCGCCAUCCCGUCCGUGGUCAACGCCGUCGUCAUCACCUCGGCGUGGUCGGCGUCCAAUCAGGCUCUGCUGGCCGGCACGCGAGUGCUGUACGGGCUGGCGCUUAAGGGGCAGGCCCCCAAGAUCUUUCUGAGGACGACGAGCUGGGGCACGCCAUAUGUGUGUGUCCUGCUGUUUACCGCGUUCAUGUUUCUGAGCUUCAUGAGCCUCUCGGAGGCCGCCAUCACGGUGUUCUGGUGGCUGGUGUCGCUGACGGCCGCCGGAGUGCUCGUCUCGUGGUCGUCGAUCCUGCUGAACCAUAUUCGGUUGCUGCAGGCGAUGAAACGGCAAGGGCUUGACGUCAGCAGGCUGCCGUGGCAUAACGGAUGGACCAAAUACUCGUCCUGGGCUGGAUUUUGCAUGUGCAUCAUCAUUCUCCUGACCAGCGGCUUCAGCGUGUUUACCACAGGCAACUGGGACGCAGCGACGUUUGUCUCGGCAUACCUGGACAUUCCCAUCAUGAUUACAGCGUACCUAUUCUGGAAGUUCUUCCGCAAGACCAAGAUCGUGUCUCUGGACAAGAUCCCGCUAGAGGAGGCCUUGGCACGGGCAGAGGAAUACUACCCAGAGCCGGCCGAGAGCAAAAAGAGAGGUUGGAUACGGGCGAUAAGCUGGAUAUGGGAUUGAUAGAACUUAUUACCUAUAUUAGAAUCCGCCGCAAAGAGACACGGCAGAUUUACAACUCCAACUCCCUCCCCCAUCCCAACCGCUUCCACUCAGUCAUCCUCCCCCUCGCCCAUCAACAGAUUCCCCUCCACCGCAUUGGCAAACACCUCCCCCGACGCCCCUCCCAGAUGCGUCGAGUGCGCCCACGGCUUGAGCCUCACCUCCUCCCUCACCGUCGCCGCAAAGCACCGCCCCCACCCGUCCCGCGGAAAUGCCCGGUUCACGUCCGCCCUCGUCGCCUCGUGCACCAGGUACGGCCGCGCGCCGACGUU
Molecule: messenger RNA, 2343 nt
Organism: Thermothielavioides terrestris NRRL 8126
Lineage: Eukaryota; Fungi; Ascomycota; Sordariomycetes; Sordariales; Chaetomiaceae
Exons: 3
Coding region: 218-2032 (604 amino acids)
Biological process (GO): amino acid transmembrane transport
Cellular component (GO): membrane
Molecular function (GO): amino acid transmembrane transporter activity
Source: RefSeq, a predicted model, not a curated record